Messenger RNA from Cryptomeria japonica (Japanese cedar), 879 nucleotides. Its product is annotated as nucleobase-ascorbate transporter 2-like. Gene Ontology annotation, biological process: transmembrane transport. Lineage: Eukaryota; Viridiplantae; Streptophyta; Pinopsida; Cupressales; Cupressaceae. Gene Ontology annotation, molecular function: transmembrane transporter activity. The transcript has 8 exons. Gene Ontology annotation, cellular component: membrane. Bases 16 to 879 code for a protein of 287 amino acids. The record is from RefSeq and is a predicted model, not a curated record.
CAAUAUUUGAGGUAUAUGCGUGUAAAAGAUCUGCUAGUUUUUGAACGUUUUGGAGUGCUUUUAUGUGUGGCCCUUUUUUGGGCAUAUGCACAUCUAUUGACUGCGAGUGGAGCUUACAAGCGCAGUUCUGAUUUAACAAAAGUCCAUUGCCGUACUGAUCAAUCACACCUAUUAUCAUCCACUCCCUGGGUGAAAUUUCCCUACCCACUUCAAUGGGGAGCCCCUACCUUUAAUGCUGGCCAUACAUUUGGAAUGAUGGCUCUAGUUUUAGUUUCCAUGAUUGAGUCAACUGUAGCAUACUUGGCUGCAUCCAGGCUUGCCAGUGCGACACCUCCUCCAGCAUAUGUUCUUAGUCGUGGCAUUGGUUGGCAGGGCAUUGGGAUACUCCUGGGUGGUCUUUUUGGAACAGGAACUGGUUCAAUAGUUUCAAUUGAGAAUAUUGGACUUCUUGGGGUAACUCGAGUUGGUAGCCGCCGUGUGGUGCAGAUUUCUACAGGGUUCAUGAUAUUAUUUUCAAUCUUAGGAAAAUUCGGAGCCCUCUUUGCAUCAAUACCUUUCCCAAUUUUUGCUGCGUUGUAUUGUGUUAUAUUCGGGCUAGUUGCGGCAAUUGGUCUUUCCUUUUUACAGUUCACAAAAAUGAACUCUCUGCGGAACCUGUUCAUUACUGGAGUUUCUUUGUUCCUUGGAUUGUCCAUCUCUCAGUACUUUAAUGAAUUUGAUACGACACAAAAAGCCAAGUUGGUUAUUUCUCAAGGCCUGAUGGUAUCUUCUUCUAAAUUUCCUUAUCCUUUCCAUGGACCUGUUCAUACAGGGGCUAGAUGGCAAAAGCCACAUCUUGGUGGUGGUCGGAUAGUUGACUAUAUGCAGGUAGGGUGUUAA